AUGGCUCCACGAAGCAAUUCGCUUUCUGAUCAGAAAGACAUCGAGGCCGUUCACCUCGACAAUGUCAAUACGGCCAACACCUACAAUGGAAUCUCCGCUGAGGACCUCGAGUUUGUCGCCAACUUCCCCGAAGAAAAGAAGAAGAAGGUUUUGGCAAAGAUCGAUUGGCGAUUAAUGCCCAUGUUGGCUAUUCUGUACCUUGUCACAUAUAUCGACAAGGCAAAUAUCGGAAAUGCAAAGAUUGAAGGAAUGUUGCCGGAUCUUAAGAUGAACGGAGAGCAAUACAACAUUGCUCUGUCCAUUUACUUUAUUCCUUACAUUCUGGCUGAGGUUCCUAGCAACAUGAUUCUCAACAAGUUCGCCAAGCCUUCUCAGUAUAUGGCUACCAUCAUGUUUAUCUGGGGUAUUGUCGUGGUAUGCACUGGCUUGAUUCACAACUUUGGCCAACUUUGUGCCAUUCGUAUUCUCCUGGGUCUCUUCGAGGCUGGAUUCUUCCCUGGCGCUAUCCUUAUCAUUUCUAAAUGGUACCUCCCAAACGAGACGCAAACACGAGUCGCCCUUCUAUACACUUCAGCAGCCACAGGUGGCGCUUUCUCUGGACUGUUUGCAUAUGCAAUUGCCAAGAUGGACGGAGUUGGUGGCCAAAGCGGCUGGCGAUGGAUCUUCUUCAUUGAGGGCAUCUUCACAAUCGUCAUGUCCUUCGUCACAUACUUCUUCCUUAUCGAUUCGCCCACGCUUUCAUACUGGCUCACCGAUGAGGAGAAGCGCUAUCUUACCCUCCGACAAGCUUCGAGACGAGUCACCAACUCAGGCGAAUACCGAGAAAAGACAUUCGACAAGGGCGCACUAUUCUCUGUCAUCAAGGACUGGAAGAUUUACCUUCUUACAAUCAUGUCCUGGUCCAACGCUGCGCCCAACUACGGUCUCAAGUUCUCCAUGCCCUCCAUCACCAAGGGUAUGGGUUUCUCAUCAAGCAACGCCCAGCUCAUGACCAUUCCUCCAUACAUGUGCGGAGCCAUUUCUUCAUACCUCAUUGCACGAACAGCAGAUCGAUGCAAGUGGAGAAUGCCCUUUAUUGUCGGGCCCCAACUUUGCAUCAUCGUCGCUUUCUCAAUCUUGAUGACCAAGGCUGAGUUCAUCACCGAGAAUCUCGGAGUUUGUUACUUUGCAGUUUGUCUUGCUUGUUCAGGCAUGUAUCCUAUCUUGCCAGGUGUCAGCGCAUGGAACAUCGACAACACUCUCAACCCUACGAAGCGAGCCAUCAGUAUCGCAUAUUUGGCUUGUGCGGGUACAAUUGGUGGAAUUUACGGCAGCUACAUCUAUAUCGAGACCGAGAAGCCCAAGUAUACCACUGGUUAUGGAGCCUCUUUGGGAUUUGCCGUUGCUGGUAUUCUAGCAGCCGUCACUCUUGAGUCGGCUUUGACGUUUAUCAACAGGAAGAGGGCCAAGAUGAGUGAGACUGAGAUCCGAAGCAAGUAUACGGAUGAGCAGCUUGAGGAUAUGGGCGAGAACAGCCCUCUUUACCAAUUCAAGCUGUAG
This is a messenger RNA of Fusarium pseudograminearum CS3096, 1539 nucleotides long. RefSeq lists its product as uncharacterized. The record is from RefSeq and is a predicted model, not a curated record. Gene Ontology annotation, cellular component: membrane. The coding region runs from base 1 to 1539 and encodes 512 amino acids. Gene Ontology annotation, molecular function: transmembrane transporter activity. The transcript is spliced from 4 exons. Lineage: Eukaryota; Fungi; Ascomycota; Sordariomycetes; Hypocreales; Nectriaceae. Gene Ontology annotation, biological process: transmembrane transport.